Molecule: messenger RNA, 939 nt
Organism: Calliphora vicina (urban bluebottle blowfly)
Lineage: Eukaryota; Metazoa; Arthropoda; Insecta; Diptera; Calliphoridae
Product: alcohol dehydrogenase-like
Exons: 3
Coding region: 111-878 (255 amino acids)
Cellular component (GO): cytoplasm
Molecular function (GO): alcohol dehydrogenase (NAD+) activity
Source: RefSeq, a predicted model, not a curated record
AAGCCAGAAUACAAAUGAGAAUCUGAUUAUGUUCGAUUCUGAGUUUGAUGUGUAAAAGACACCAAAACAAUUACUUAAAACAUAAAUAAACAAAUAAAAAAAUUGUAAAGAUGAAUCUUACUGGUAAAAAUGUAGUUUUUGUUGCCGGUUUAGGUGGCAUCGGUUUUGAAACCUGUAAAAUAUUAAUGUCUAAAAAUUUAGCUUACUUGGUAGUUUUAGACGUAAUAGAGAAUCCUAAAGCAAUACAAACUCUAGAGGCGAUUAAUGACAAAACUAAAGUUAUCUACAUGAAAUUCGAUGUCACGGACAAGACAUGUAUCGUAAAUACGUUUAAUCAAAUUGCCAGCAUUAUGAAGUUCAUUGAUGUGUUGAUAAAUGGUGCCGGUGUUAUUUUGGAUAGAAAUAUUGAGCUUGCAGUUAACAUAAAUUUAAUUGGUCUUAUUAAUACCACCAUGGAAGCGCUUCCCUAUAUGGAUAAGGCGCAAAAUGGACGAGGUGGUGUGCUAAUGAAUCUUGCUUCAGUUGUGGGAUUAGAACCCAGUCCAGCCGUUGCUAUAUAUAGUGCAACUAAAUUUGGUGUUGUCGGAUUUACACGAUCUCUGUCGGAUCCAUAUUAUUACCAUCGUACUGGUGUUGCUGUUACAUCAAUAUGUCCUGGGGUAACCGAAAGUCCUAUGAGUACCAAUCCAACAAUUAGCGACACAUUUGACUACUCCAAACCCCUAACCGAAAAAUUUUUCUCUGCACCGAGUCAACCUGCUGCAGUCUGUGCUGAACACUUGAUAAAAAUAAUUGAGAUGGCAGAAAAUGGAUCAAUGUGGAUUAGUAGCCGAGGAGAAAUGACCAAAGUGGAACACAAAGUUCACUGGACACCCUAAAUUAAGCCACAAAUUAUAAUACAUAUGUUUAAAAUAUAGCUUUAUCAAUUUCAGAAAAUUA